AUGAUUUAUCAUGGUUUCGACUUUCAUUCAGCAAGUAUUGAUGGUAAAACUCCUAUCUUUGAUGCAAUUUUGUAUAAUCAGGUUGAUAUUCUCCAACUCCUCAUUAAAAGUGGUGCUGAGCUUGAAUUCACUAAUAUUUAUGGAGAAACUGCUCUUAUGGCAGCAACAUCUAUGCUCUCUCAAACAUUGGAAAUGAAUGAUUAUAUGAAGCUAAUAAUAUCCUAUAACCCAUCUGAUUCAUUAAAACUUCUUAUUAAUCAAGGCGUAAAUUACCAUGCAUUAAAUAAAAAUGGCCAUAAUGUAACACAAAAUGCAAUUAUUAAUGGACUUAUUUCAGCUUGGAAUGUAUUGAGUCCAUUAUCUCUUCCUCCUUUGACAAUAAAUCAAGAAGAAAUAAGAGAACUCCGAGAAAAAUUAAAAGACAGUGAUGAGACUUUAUUUACAUAUAUUUCAAAGCACGAUGACGAAUGGUUUUAUGCGGUGCACAAUAGUAUCUUUGAGAACAAUGACAAGUACCCUGAUGUAAAUGAAGCGAAUAAAUAUGGAGAAACUCCUGUUAUGUGCGUUAUUAAAUAUAAUAAAAAUCCGGCUCUUUUGGCAUUACUUAUCACUGCAGGUGCAGAUGCUGAUUUGGAAUAUAACGGAAAGACGCCAUUGCAGAUCUGUAUCGAGAAUGAAUACACAGACAAAAUAAGAGCAUUUCUCCAAAACGAAUGUUGUGAUCUCAACAAGAAGUUUGACAAUGAAAUGAGUUAUUUCCAUCUCGCAAUCAAGAUGAAUAAGAAACUUUCUAUGCGAGCACUUGCAUCAUAUGUAUUUCCAGAUUUUGUUGACAAAGACGGAAAUUCAUAUCUUCACUAUGCUGCAUUGUCUAAUGAUCGUGAAAUUACAUACAUUUGUCUUCAUGUUCAAGAGAAAUACAUUGUUUACAACAAUGAAAACAUGAGUCCAUUGAUGCUUGCAUCAUCAAUCAACUCAUUCCGAUACAUUGAUCAAUUCAUUGAUUUUUGCGAUAAACACUGGAUUCCUAUCAAAGACAAAUAUCGAUCAUUAUUUCUUGCAGUAAUGAAUAGAAGUUUUGAUUCUUAUUAUUCAAUCUUGAAAAUAAUUUUAUGUUCUGUUGACCCAAAUUCAGAAAAUACGAAAUAG
Trichomonas vaginalis G3 is the source of this 1149-nucleotide messenger RNA. RefSeq names its product spectrin binding. The record is from RefSeq and is a predicted model, not a curated record. Gene Ontology annotation, molecular function: protein binding. NCBI's taxonomy places the organism in Eukaryota, Parabasalia, Trichomonadida, Trichomonadidae. The transcript has a single exon. The coding region runs from base 1 to 1149 and encodes 382 amino acids.